AUGACAACAAUUGUCUUACCACCAUACACACCACCUCCCCCUGUACCUUCCUACUCCCCCAAGCCAGCAGAUGACGAGUCGAUUGUGGCUCAUACUCCACGAAUUCGCGAACUUCCGACUGGGAGUUACAUCCAACGAUGUGGCAACGACGCGGUCGUUCUUGCAGACCAAGACCCCGCUGCUGAAAUUCCUUCUUACGGACGACAAGGUCUCAUCAAUGGCUUCGUGAGCGUUGAAGAACGCGAGACAGUAUCCGAAAUCGUGUUGAAGGUUAAGGGCAAGAUGGAUUUCAUGAUUUCGGAAGGCGGUUCAAUGAGCACCAAACUGUUCAACGACAGUUUCACGUUGUGGUCUUCUCAAAAGGCUUCCACAUCUGUGUCACCAAGCGCCGUCCCCUUCUCAGUGCCGAUUCGCGGCAAAUUUGAGGACGAAAACCUGGUGGCGCAUCCGUUGCCACCCUCGUAUGAAAUCCCAUGGACAACGGUCCCUGGGCUGUAUUUCAAGAGCAGCUAUUCCAUUUCUGUCACGAUCACUCGCUCCAGAAGUCGCAAGCUGCAAUUUUUGAACAAAAGUCGCACCAUCACUAUUCCCUUCGAAUAUGUUCCACGGCUACGGCCAUGGCGACCAAUUCAACCCUUCUCUGACUUGCGUGCUGACGUGAAGGCCAUGCCGGAGGAGUUUCGCCAACUCAGCUGGGAAGUGUCGCCCAGGCCAAAGUCAACAGCAUUGCCUUUGGACCUUCAUCUUUUCCUGCCCGCCGUCGAGAUCUUCGGUCUUGAUGACACCAUCCCCUUCCAUGUUCAACUUUCUGGGUCUGUGUCUGCGUUACAACACUUUGUAUCACCACACAGUACACACAGUGCAGCGACAAAGACCCAGCGAAAAGAAGGACUAAGUGUCUCUCUCGUCCGGCAAGUUGCCAUCGAGAUCAACGGGCGACGAGCCUCCCGUGCCUUCACUCUUGCUUCUGCAGCGCUCGUACUGCAGCCGCCCUCAUAUGAUUCCCUACCUUCCCUAGACUUCUCUGGCUCCCUUCGCCCCCACCAAAGCACCCAAACAGGCAUGUUUGACAUUGGUGCCGUUCGCGUACACGACUUUGUGGUCGUCGAGCUUUGGCCCAUAGACUUGGAUACCCUGCAUGGCUAUCAGACACUGCGGUACUCGCAUGCUGUGAAGCUUGUCACCGAUUCCUGGGUCGAUGCUGGGUCGAGCGCGGGUUCAGCAAUGGCUAGAUUCGCCCACAGGUAG
Messenger RNA from Mycena indigotica, 1248 nucleotides. RefSeq lists its product as uncharacterized. Lineage: Eukaryota; Fungi; Basidiomycota; Agaricomycetes; Agaricales; Mycenaceae. The transcript has 2 exons. The record is from RefSeq and is a predicted model, not a curated record. Bases 1 to 1248 code for a protein of 415 amino acids.